This is a messenger RNA of Aspergillus alliaceus, 1912 nucleotides long. RefSeq names its product putative C2H2 transcription factor (Con7). The transcript is spliced from 5 exons. Gene Ontology annotation, biological process: regulation of DNA-templated transcription. The record is from RefSeq and is a predicted model, not a curated record. Lineage: Eukaryota; Fungi; Ascomycota; Eurotiomycetes; Eurotiales; Aspergillaceae. The coding region runs from base 697 to 1755 and encodes 352 amino acids.
UAUCGACGCUACUUUUUGGCUCUUGGCCUGGCUACUUUCUAAACCCUCUACCCCCAAGCUUGCCCGAGCGCAGGACAGGACCGUCUCUCUCAUUCCCGCUGGUUCCUCGUGCUGUCGUGUCGACCGCCACCCUGCAAGGCAUUCUCCGUCACCCUAAGAGGCGACUAAGGCGAUUAAGCAUCGCGAUCCAACAUCUCCGUCUCGAAGAGACACUACACCCUCGUCUUCUAUUCUUUUGACCUCAGAAACCCCAAUUUGGGUUUUUCUUUUAUUUUCUGGAUUGUGGUGCUCUCCAGUGCGACCACUCGUCUCACGCGUCUAUUUUUUUUUUCUCAUACACCCUUUCCCUUUUUUCUUUCCCCCUCAGGUUCACUCUUUCCAGUCAACCAUCUGCGCAAAAAGCUGAUCAAGUGAUCAUUGCUCACAACCCGGAAUCUCAAUUCACUUAAUAGUACGUUACAACAAGGAAGGAUCUCCAGAAGCAUUCACGCGACGGGGAUCUUGUUCAAGAAGAUCUGAACCAAACUUUCUCCCCCUGCUUCAUACCUUUCCCAUCUCGGCGCAUCUUACCCCAAGUUUUAUCACGUUCACAAAGCUCAUUGUGUUGUUCGACGCGUCUCUAAAUAGGCACGCGAGUUUCUAGCUUGGAGGAGUUUAUCAGGGAUAUUUAUCCGGUAACGGCGCAAAUCUUAUUAUAUGGACAACAGACCGGCUUCGGAGUACGCGCAGUCAGGUUCGCACUUUCCAUAUCCACCGUCUGUCGCGCCCCAUUCUGAACUCCCAGCUGCAGACCAGGCAUCUGCUGCUGCUACUGCUCAAUACACGCCCCAGCCCGAGGUGCGCCCUAACCCUCAGUACACACCGCAACCCGAGGUUCGCCCCGCCGCCAAUAUUUCCUCCUCAAACACUCCGCAGUCAGACUACGGUCUGAAUCAGCCGCCGGCGGCCGCGCGCUCUCCAGCUUAUCCUGAUUACCUCGCCCGCCCGCCCCAGUACCAUCACGCGCCGAACACACAGGCCGGUGGUGCGGCAGGUAUGGCUCAAGCAACAAGUCCGUCUAUGCAUACCCUCCAUGAUGGGCAGCUACAUGACCAUCGCAAUCACACGAACGUGAAGUCUGACGCGGACGUUCCUAUAGAUCCCUCAAUCGCGGCCUCCAGCCCCACCUAUCCUCCUCCCUAUUCGCCUUACCAGCCGCAGGGUCAUGAAAUGGCCCAGUAUCAAGGUCACCCUCCGCCGCCGCCUCCUCAGAUGUAUGCGCGUCCAGAUUGGUCGCAUGGGUAUGGUCAACAUCAACACGGUCUGCCUGGACCUUAUACCACUCCUGCCACAACGGUCUACUCGUUCGUUCCAAUCCCCGGUGCACAACAACAUAAGCGGCCGCGUCGUCGGUAUGAAGAAAUUGAGCGUAUGUACAAGUGUGGGUGGAAUGGCUGUGAGAAGGCAUAUGGUACUUUGAACCACCUGAACGCGCACGUUACCAUGCAGUCUCACGGAGCCAAACGAACUCCUGAAGAAUUCAAGGAAAUUCGCAAGGAGUGGAAGGCUCGCAAGAAGGAGGAAGAGGCUCAGCGCAAGGCCGCCGAGGAACGUGAGCGUGCUGCUGCUGCCCAAGCCGCUCAAGCCAACCAGUAUGGUGCUCCUGGUGGUGGCAUGGUUUACCAGGGCAACGGACAGAUGGCUUACCCUCCAAAUUAUCCUCAUUCUCCUUAUGGCCAGAGCGGUCAAGUAUAUCAGCAACUCUUGCGCACAUGAUACCAUUUCCUGGCCUUGAUUGCUUCAGUCAAAAAAGAGUGGCCUUGCGACUUACGCUUCUGUCCCAGUUAUGUUUUUUUGAAUUAGAUCACUUGACAAAAGGAAGAAAGUUUCCUUAAUUGGGGGAACCCCUACUUUGUUUUCCCCAUCGCGGAUA